Eptesicus fuscus (big brown bat) is the source of this 2733-nucleotide messenger RNA. RefSeq names its product NLR family pyrin domain containing 6 (gene NLRP6). The record is from RefSeq and is a predicted model, not a curated record. Gene Ontology annotation, molecular function: vasopressin receptor activity; peptide binding. The transcript has 8 exons. Gene Ontology annotation, cellular component: cytoplasm; canonical inflammasome complex. Gene Ontology annotation, biological process: acute inflammatory response; response to bacterium; regulation of inflammatory response. Lineage: Eukaryota; Metazoa; Chordata; Mammalia; Chiroptera; Vespertilionidae. The coding region runs from base 1 to 2733 and encodes 910 amino acids.
AUGGACCAGCCAGAGGCCCCCUGCUCCAGCGAGCAGGCCCGCGCGGCCGCCGCCCGCGAGCUGCUCCUGGCGGCGCUGGAGGACCUGAGCCAGGAGCAGCUGAAGCGCUUCCGCCACAAGCUGCGCGACGCGCCGCGGGACGGGCGCAGCAUCCCGUGGGGGCGGCUGGAGCGCGCGGACGUCGUGGACCUGGCCGAGCAGCUGACCCACUUCUACGGCCCGGAGCCCGCGCUGGAGGUGGCGCGCAAGACGCUGAAGAGGGCGGACAUCCGCGACGUGGCGGCGCAGCUCAAGGAGCAGCGGCUGCAGCGGCUCGGCCCCAGCUCCUCGGCGCUGCUCUCCGUGUCCGAAUACAAGAAGACGUACCGGGAGCACGUGCUGCGGCAGCACGCCAAGGUCAAGGAGCGCAACGCCCGCUCCGUGAAGAUCAACAAGCGCUUCACCAAGCUGCUCAUCGCGCCCGAGAGCGCCGCCCUGGCGCCCGAGGCCCUGGGGCCCGCGGAGGCGCCCGAGCCCGAGCGCGCCCGGCGCUCCGACACCCACACUUUCAACCGCCUGUUCGGCCACGACGAGGAGGGCCAGCGGCCGCUGACCGUGGUGCUGCAGGGCCCGGCGGGCAUCGGCAAGACCAUGGCGGCCAAGAAAAUCUUGUACGACUGGGCGGCGGGCAAGCUGUACCACGGCCAGGUGGACUUCGCCUUCUUCCUGCCGUGCGGGGAGCUGCUGGAGCGGCCGGGCGCCUGCAGCCUGGCCGACCUGGUCCUGGAGCAGUGCCCGGGCCGCAGCGCCCCCGUGCGGCAGAUGCUCGCCGACUCCGAGCGGCUGCUCUUCAUCCUGGACGGCGCGGACGAGCUGCCGGCGCCGGGGCCCGCCGAGACGGCGGCCUGCACGGACCCCUUCGAGGCGGCCGGCGCCGCGCGGGUGCUGGGCAGCCUCCUGAGCAAGGCGCUGCUGCCCCAGGCCCGCCUGCUGGUGACCUCGCGCCCCGCCGCGCCGGGCCGGCUGCAGGGCCGCCUGCGCUCCCCGCAGUGCGCCGAGGUGCGCGGCUUCUCGGACAAGGACAAGAAGAAGUACUUCUACAAGUUCUUCCAGGACGAGUGGCGGGCCGAGCGCGCCUACCGCUUCGUGAAGGAGAACGAGACGCUGUUCGCGCUGUGCUUCGUGCCCUUCGUGUGCUGGAUCGUGUGCACCGUCCUGCGCCGGCAGCUGGAGCUGGGCCAGGACCUGUCGCGCACCUCCAAGACCACCACGUCCGUGUACCUGCUGUUCGUCGUCAGCUUCCUGAGCUCGGGGCCCGCCGCCGACAGGCCGCAGGUGCAGGGCGAGCUGCGCCAGCUGUGCCGCCUGGCCCGCGGGGGCGUCCUGGGGCGCAGGGCGCAGUUCACCGAGAUGGAUCUGGAGAGGCUGCAGCUGAGCGGCUCCAAAGUCCAGACGCUGUUUCUCGUCAAGAAAGAGCUCCCGGGCGUGCUGCAGACCGAGGUGGCCUACCAGUUCAUCGACCAGAGCUUCCAGCAGUUCUUCGCGGCGCUGUCCUACCUGCUGGAGGAGGCGGGGCCCGGGGCGCCGGCGGGCGGGGUGGGGGAGCUCCUGCGCGCGGGCCUGGCGCUCACCACCCGCUUCCUCUUCGGGCUGCUGAGCGCCGAGCACGUGCGUGACAUCCAGCGCCACUUCGGCUGCGUGGUGUCCGAGCGCGUGAAGCAGGAUGUGCUGCGGUGGGUGCAGGACCAGGGCCAGGGCCAGGGCCAGGGGCGCCCUCCCGCGGCGGCGGCGGCGGCGGAGGAGUCCGAGGAGCUGAAGGACGCGGAGGGGUCCGAGGAGCUGAAGGACGCGGAGGGGUCCGAGGAGGAAGGGGUGGAGGUGGAGGAAGAGGAGGAAGAGGAGGAGGAGGAGGAGGAGGAGUUCAGCUUCCCGCGGGAGCUGCUGUACUGCCUGCACGAGUCGCAGGAGGCGGCCUUCGUGCGCCAGGCCCUGCGGUCCCUCCCGGAGCUGGCGCUGGAGCGCUGGAGCCUCAGCCACAUGGACGUGGCCGUGCUGAGCUACUGCGUGCGGUGCUGCCCCGCCGGCCAGGCGCUGCGGCUGGUGGGCUGUGCGCUGCCCGCCCCGCAGAAGAAGAAGAAGAAAAGCCUGAUGAAGCGGCUGCAGAACAGCCUGAGCGGCAGCCCCUCUCAGGCCACCGCGAGGAAACCCCAGGCGUCCUCACUGCGCCCUCUCUGCGAGGCCAUCACCGACCAGCAGUGUGGUCUGACCAGCCUGACGCUGGCCCGCUGCAGACUCCCCGACGCCGCGUGCCACGACCUGGCCCAGGCCCUGAAGGCCGCCCCCGCCCUGACGGAGCUGCGCCUCCUGCACAACGGGCUCAGCCAGGCGGGGCUGCGGGCGCUGAGCGAGGGCCUGGCCUGGCCCGGGUGCCGGGUGCAGACACUCAGGCUGCAGCAGCCCGGCCUGCAGGAGGCCCUCCAGUACCUGGCCGGCGUGCUCCAGCACAGCCCCGCCCUCACCACCCUGGACCUCAGUGGCUGCCAGCUGUCGGGACCCGUGGUGACCGGCCUGUGUGCGGCCCUGCAGCAGCCCGGGUGCCGCCUGCAGACCCUCAGCCUGAGCUCCGUGGAGCUGAGCGAGUCAUCGCUGGAGGAGCUGCAGGCCGUGAGGACAGCGAGGCCAGGCCUGGUCAUCACGCACUCGGCGCUGGACAGCCACCCCGCGCCUCCCAAGGGACUCAGCACGUCCUUGUAG